ACUAAUAGUUUCAGGACUUCAGUCAGGUUGAUUUGAUUUGAUCUCAUAAUUCGUGUGUGACUUUUACGUUUAUUUUUUUAGUUUCUGUGCGAAAUUUUAAAAUGUAUGCUGUCUCAAAGGGACCCAAUAAAAUUUUCGCCAAAACCCGAAGAGGCCUCUCACAAAAUUUAGAAAGACUAGACAGUCGAAAGGAUAAUAAUAGAAAGUCAUCAGAGUCCGACAAUGGCGAAAUUAUUAACAUGCCUAAACCAGUAUUCCAUUCCAACGGCAAAAAAACUGUUCAUCAAAGAAUACAGCAUCAUGUGAUAACACCACAACACGAAGAAAUUAUUAGAUAUAUAAGUGAAACUUGGACACAGACAGCUUAUGGUGAUAGCGAACCCACAACUCCUACUAGUAAUGGAUCAGGAAGCUCAUCACCGUCACCACCUUCGAAUCUUUACUAUCAUGAUGACACACCGAGCCCUGUACUCCGUGACUUCCAACCCUUUGACCUCGAAACGUGGUGGGGCAAAAGAUUGUUCCAGAACAUCACUAACUCUCUGUGAGUCCCACACAAAGGCCAAAGAACGGGAACGCCAGAGUUUACGGUAGCGUAAGUCACAAUCAUCUGAAGUUUACUAGAUUUUAUACUCUUUUUAUCGCCUUUAUAUAUAUGAAAUUAAUAUGAAUUUAUUAGAAAUUUUUAUACUUAAAUGUACUAUUGAUGUCACAUUUCUAUUGAUUUAAAUUUUAAAAAGUGUAGAUAAAGAUAUGCUAAGUACAUCACAAGACCUCAGUGGAGGAAUCCAUAUAAAUCAGGUUAAUAGUAAAGCUCAUUACACACACAAAUCACAUUACAAUUCACAUCAAAUCAUUUGAUAAAAAAAAAUAUAAUAAUAUGGCGAAGGGGAAGUAUAUUUUUCUCUUUUAAACGAAUUAAAUUGUAAUGGUUAAUAUAUGAAUUUCUCAUUAUAUUGUCAUGUUAGAUAACAUUUUGUGAUUUAUUUAUAUAUGUAAUUAGUACUUUUACACACAUUCCUGUUAUCGGGCAUCCAGUGCUGCGUACCAGACAACUGAAACAUGUAAAAAUACCUUGCAGUUUAUGGUUUUGUUUUUUUUUUCUUUACAAACAAAAAUUUAAACAAAUUAAAAUACAUGUGAGAAAAUUCUUAUAACCAAAACUCAAAGUUUACUCGAAGGUCUUGAGAGAUUGAUAAAACCCGACUAAAUAGAUUGGAUUUUAGGAAGUUUUGUGUUUUUUUAUUACACAUAUUACUAUUUUUAUUAAUACUAAUAAAUAUUGACGUUGACGAUGAAUUCAUGCGGUGAUAUAACUGAUUAAUAGCUUCCAUACUAGAAGAAUAACGCAAAAUUUUUUUCUUUGAAGUGCUCCUAAAUAAUAUUUUUUGUUGUUUCGAAAUUUUGAUAUAAUGAUGUAGUAAUUCGUAUAUUGCUAUCACUCUUAUUUUUAUAUUUAUAAUAUAAGCAAGAAUGCCUAUAUUAUAUUAUAAUUACAUAAAAAAUCACAUGUCAUCUAUUCAUACAUCCUAAACUGUAAAACCACCCAACCGGUGCACUGAGAUCACUAUAAAAUAUGACAUAAACAAUUCCAUUGAGUAAACAAACUUGAAUUUUUGUUAAUUGUAGUAAAAGGCAUUCAAUUUUAAUGAUUGACCCGAUAUUAAUUUAUAACAGAAAAACAGAAACCCCUUCGUAAUUCAAUUACAUAUUAUUUUAUUUAAAUAUAUUUUUUCACUUUUCCAUAUAUGUUAUAUGCUAUAUGGAAAUAUUGGUUAUGUUUCAAACAUUAUAAUAAAAUUUUAUAUGGUGAUAAAUAUCUUAUCAUAAUAGUAAUUAUUAUUUCCUAAAAAAAUAGUAGAUGAUCCUUACAUUGUGUCAGGUUGAUACAUCUGUUACGGCUAACCUUUGUAAAUUGUGAAUGCUUCCAUCAUGCCAUGAUAGAUUAUUUUACUAGUACAUCACAAACAAUACAUCACAUAGUUUUUAAAUUAAAUAAAGUACAUUUACUAUUGAAAUUAAUGAAGUUAAUGAUGUAAAAAAUAUUAGUAACCUGCAGUUGAUUGUGGAUCUCAGUAGGUAUGUCAUAAGUGAAUUUUCCAAACGCUCAAGUUCCGUUAUGCAUAAAAAUAUUACUGCAAACCAAUAUUCUUUAAGAUUGUUGUGUUUAUAAAUGUUUUAUGUAGUUUUUGUUGAUUUUUUGAAUAUAUUACUUCAAUGGAAAGAAACCAAAGAAUACCAAACAUCAUACAGAUUGAUUAAAAGCCAUUAGAUUAAGAGCAAUAUGUAUGUUAUUUAAAUUUUAAAUUAAUUCUUACAAUUGUCAUUUUCGCACAUUGUCGAACUGUUAGAUAUCAAAUAUUAUUUUACAAUACAAGUAUUAUAAUGGUUUAAAGCAUAUGUAUAUAUAAAAUUUGUCCAUAGCAAGUCAGAUAAUAAAUAUAUGCACUUGUUUGUAUAUACAGCACAAUAAUGUCCAAGUGCCUAACGCAACCACACAGCAAUAGUAGCGACAAUGUAGAAAUCAAUAUUAAUCAAAUUAUAUUGCUCGUCAAUCAACAAUUGAACACGAGUAGAAAUAUUUGUAGUUUCACGAGUUUUCGAUGAAGGUUGCUAAUAUAAUUUCUAAUGUGCCUAAAAUAAGUUAGUGAAUUUCUAAUUUGCCUAAAAUAUCUGAACGAAUUGCUCGUUCGAAUUUAACUUCGUACGCCGCUUUCCGUAGCGAAUGUGUGAGAUACGCGGACUGUAAGACAUGGUGCCGAGAUUGGAAUGUAUGGUAGAGAAAUUUGAUUGUCACCCCGUGAGCGUGCUCGCACAAAUUUGAUUUGCAGUAACAGUGAACACAGAGUAGAUCUAGUCUAUAUUGCUUACCAUGAACUUAUAAUUAUUUUGUCUGAUAUAGUUUACAUUGAAUAAAGUCAUAAUAUUUUAAAAUUUGUCAAUGCAAUCUGAAAAUAAUUUACUUCAUUGUCAUAAUGAUAUCUCCACUGAAAAGAAACUAAAAAUGUCAUUUUGUGAAAACUAAACAAUAUUCAGAAAUAGAUGAACAAUGAAAAAUUAAAUUAUUAUUUAUUAUUAUUGCCAAUUAUUUUCAUUCAGUUUUUUUUUUUUCGAAUAUUAAACUUUGUUCCAUACUUUGAUUAUUGUACUAAAACCAUUGAUUGUUAUUGAACCAGUAUUCAAGUUAAUGUGCAUGAUAGCUUUUACAACUAAUGUAAUUGUUGAUUGUUGUUAAUGUAAUAUAAUGUUAUACCGUCUUUUGAUUUUAUUCGUUUUUAUAUAAUAGCUUCGCGCUUGAAGCUAAGUGAUGUCUUCCAGAAAAUUUUACAUCAACUUUUAAUCAUGUCAUCUCAAAUCUUUGGAAUAUUGGUUAUGUUUCUUUUUACAUGAGAAAAUUAUUGUAUAUUUUUCUGUUUAUAUUUUACUGGCAAUUACUGAACGCCGCGUAUUUUUUGUUUGUACACUUAUAACAUCAUUUUAAUAAGAAAAUAAAGGUCAUUACAAAAUAUAAUUAAAAGUACAUUCAAUUCGAUGCAUUAAAAUAAAAAAAAAAGAAAUAUAAGUGUACAAAAUCCUAUACAAGGCGCAACAAAGUAAUUUAGUUUAAUGCACGAAAUGUAAGUAGUAUAGUUUUUAUCCUUUUUAGAUGGAAUAUUAAUCCACAGGUAGCUAUAUUCCAGGAGAAUAUUUUUAGACUGAUUUAGUUAUAAAAAGUUAUGCUUUUUGUUGUAGUUGAAUAAAUCAUCUGAUAAAGUU
Galleria mellonella (greater wax moth) is the source of this 3756-nucleotide messenger RNA. RefSeq names its product MAPK regulated corepressor interacting protein 2. Lineage: Eukaryota; Metazoa; Arthropoda; Insecta; Lepidoptera; Pyralidae. The coding region runs from base 102 to 548 and encodes 148 amino acids. The record is from RefSeq and is a predicted model, not a curated record. The transcript is spliced from 5 exons.